This is a messenger RNA of Olea europaea var. sylvestris, 1674 nucleotides long. RefSeq lists its product as uncharacterized. The transcript has 3 exons. Gene Ontology annotation, molecular function: DNA helicase activity. The coding region runs from base 1 to 1674 and encodes 557 amino acids. Gene Ontology annotation, biological process: DNA repair; telomere maintenance. The record is from RefSeq and is a predicted model, not a curated record. NCBI's taxonomy places the organism in Eukaryota, Viridiplantae, Streptophyta, Magnoliopsida, Lamiales, Oleaceae.
AUGUAUGUAAUUGAAUUUCAAAAAAGAGGUCUACCUCAUGUUCAUUUUCUCCUAAUAUUUAAAACGAAUUUUAAGAUUACUAAUUCUACGCAAGUUGACGAAAUUGUUUCUUUUGAAAUACCAGAUCCAAAGAGAAAUCCUCACAUGCAUGCUACUGUGAUCAAACAUAUGUUGCAUGGUCCUUGUGGACAAUUAAAUCCUACAAAUGUGUGCAUGGAAAAUAACCAUACUUGUAAAAACAAGUAUCCAAGAGAAUACAUUUUGCAUACUUCAUUAGGUAGUAAUUCAUAUCCACUUUAUAGGCGUCGUGACGAUAGUGUUACUGUUGAGGUCAGAGGGUCUGUACUAGACAAUAAAUGGGUUGUACCAUAUAAUCCUUAUAUUUUAGCUAAGUAUGAUUGUCACAUUAAUGUUGAAAUAUGUUCUUCUGUAGUCAAAUAUUUAUACAAAUAUGUAUACAAAAGACAUGAUCGUGUUAACUUUACGGUGAAUAAAGAAACUAAUGAGUAUUAUGUUGAUGAGAUUUCGAAUUAUCAAAUUGCUAGAUGGAUAUCUACACCGGAAGCUAUAUGGAGAAUUUUUAGUUUUGAUUUAUUCGACAUAUCUCCUUCUAUAGUUUCUUUGCAGUUACAUAUUGAAGAUGCUCAGUUGGUUACAUAUAAUGAAACAAAUGAUUUAUCAGAAAUUUUCCUACAUACUUUGUAUGGAAUACAUAUUCGAGUUUGGAGUCCUAGAAAGAAGCAAAAUGUUAUUGGUAGAAUAGUUGUUGCUAAUCUAUUUGAGGGCGAGAGAUACUUUCUAAGAGUUUUAUUGAAUCAUGUUAAAGGGCCUAAGUCUUUUCAAGAUUUAAGAACAGCUAAUAACAUUAUUAUACUUAUUUAUCGCGAAGCUGUAUUUUUACAUGGUCUAAUAGGUGGGAAUAAUUAUUGUGAAAUAUGUUUAAAUGAGGCGAUCACCUAUGAAAUGCCUAUAUCAUUGCAUCGCGUCUUUGCUAAUGUGUUAAUUUUUUGUAGCCCUGCAAAUCCUAGAGAUUUAUGGGUUAAAUUUAAAGUGUACAUGAUAGAAGAUUUUUUACAUGCAAGCAUGACAGUAUGUGAUGCCGAUAUUAGGGUUUUGAGAUGGAUAAAUUCAUUCUUGAAAGUUUUUGGUAUAAACAUAAAUGAUUUUGGUCUGGUAGAUUUUGACGUAAUUGUGAAUGAUGCUGAUGUGUUAGCAGACAUGAUUUUAGAAGAGACUACAAAUAUUAAUGCAUUACUUGCUGCAGUACGAUAUCGACAACUUAUUACAUUAACAACAGUGUCAUCGGGAGUGGCUGUUUCUUUAUUGCCGGCUGGGCGAACUGGUCAUUCACGUUUUAAAAUCCCAUUUCAAGUAAGUUCUGAUAUGCGAUAUUCAGUAAGUAAACAAUCAUCACUUGGUCAACUUUUACAAAUGACAAAGUUAAUUGUGUGGGAUGAAGCACCGAUGAUUAAUAGAUGUGCUUUUGAAGUUUUGGAUAAAAUAUUAAAAGAUAUUACUGAAUGUGAAUUGCCAUUUGGUGGAAAGGUUGUUGUGUUCGGAGGAGAUUUUCGACAAGUGUUGCCAGUAGUACAAAGAGGAACAAAAGAUGAUAUCAUGAAGGCCAGUUUAGUUUUUUUUCAGAUUUAUAACAAUAUUUUAUACAACUACCAUUGA